CGGCUUAGUUUGACGGCUUUUGGCGGCGGUGGCAACGCUGCUAGCGCCCUGUAAGGCACUAGCAAUCACGCCGCCGCGCGGCAACAAAAGACGCGUUACGCAAGCGAUUAACAUCUCUUAACGCGCGGCGCGCUUGCUUUUUGCCAGCACGCAGCGCGCAGCCGUGCAGUGCGCACGAGUUUGCUCCGCCAAGCCGUAGGACACCCGCGCCGCCGCGGCGCGCAACAACCGAUGUCCGGCCUCGUCGCCAACUACGAGUCCGGCGAGGAGCCCUCGCCGACGGCGCCCCCUCAAAAUGACGAAGAGUACGACCCGCUCGCCGCCGCGGCGGAGGCCGCCGGCGACGACGAGUACCGGGGCUAUCCGCCCGACAGCGGCGACGGCGAGCCGCCCGUGAAGCAGGCGCGCGAGGAAGAACAAAACGACGACGCCGAGGCGCACGCGGCCUUGGUAGCGAGACUGAAGGACUACGUCGCGCGCGGCUUGGAUCCUACUGAAGAAAUUCGGAGGAACCGCGACUUCCACAACCCGAUGUUACUGGAGAAGAUCGUGAGAUAUUUUGACAUCGACGACAUCGCGUCGCAGUUUCCCAAGCAUUUGUUCGAUCCGGAGGCGAUCGCGAAUCGAAGGUCGAAGGACAAGAAGAAAUCGCAAAGUUCGCCGCGCGCGGCCGAGGCGGCGCCGCCCGCAUAACUAUGCUUCCUUAGA
This is a messenger RNA of Pelagomonas calceolata, 708 nucleotides long. The record is from the annotation of a GenBank genome assembly. Lineage: Eukaryota; Pelagophyceae; Pelagomonadales; Pelagomonadaceae.